This is a messenger RNA of Cricetulus griseus (Chinese hamster), 3059 nucleotides long. NCBI's taxonomy places the organism in Eukaryota, Metazoa, Chordata, Mammalia, Rodentia, Cricetidae. The record is from RefSeq and is a predicted model, not a curated record.
GCUCCUCCCCUUGCUCCUCCCGCUUCCUAUUAGACUAGCCUCUGAGAGGAAACUGAAAGUGAAAUUUAGGGAGCAGGCUUGUGAAAGCCACACUGGGAGCUCACCCGUAGCCCAUGCUGAGGACCCUGCUAAGAUGGCUCUGGAAAAGAUGUGGGAAAAUGUCAUCUGCUCUAUCUGUCUGGACUCCAUGGUGGAGCCUAUGAGUAUCGAAUGUGGCCAUUGCUUCUGCAAGGAAUGCAUUUCUGAGGUCGGGAAAAAUGGUGGCGGUAUAUGUCCCGAGUGCCGGCAACAGUUUCUGCUCAGAAACCUCAGGCCCAUUCGACGUAUAGCCAACAUGGUAGAAGACCUUAAACAAACAGCCGGGGAUGCCAACAAGGACACCCAGGAAGACCGCUGCAUGAAGCAUGGAGAGAAACUUCUAGUGUUCUGUGAGGAAGAUGGGCAGGCCCUUUGCUGGGUGUGUGCCCAGUCUGGGAAACACCUUGACCACACCAAGGUCCCUAUUGAAGAAGCUGCUCGGGUAUACCAGGAGAAGCUCCUCGUGGCUUUAGAAAAACUGAGGAAAGGGAAAGAAUUCGCCGAGAAGCUGGAAAUGGAUCUUGCAAUGCAAAGAACAGACUGGAAGAGAAACGUGGACAUACAAAAGUCGAGGAUUCACUCGGAGUUUGUACAUCAGAAUAGCUUGCUGGCCAAGGAAGAGCAGAGGCAGCUACAGAAACUGGAGAAGGAUGAGAGGGAGCACCUGAAAUUCCUGGGGGAGAAGGAGGCUGAGCUAGCUGAGAAGAACCAGGCCCUGCAGGAGUUGAUCGCAGAGCUGGAGAGGAGGAGCCGGGGCUCCCAGCUGGAGCUACUGCAGGAGGUGACAAUUGUCCUGGAAAGGAGUAGAUCCUUGAACCUGGAAUCAUUAGAUGUUACCUCCCCGGACCUGACAAAUGCAUGCCAUGUGCCAGGGCGGAAGAAGAUGCUGAGGACAUGUUGGGUACAUAUUACUCUGGAUAGAAACACAGCCAACCCAUGGCUCAUUAUCCCAAAGGAUCGGAGACAAGCAAGGAUUGGAGAUAGCCGUCAGAAUGUGUCUGAAAAUGAUGAGAGAUUUAAUAAUUACCCCAUGGUGCUAGGUGCCCAAAGAUUCACCUCUGGGAAGAUGUACUGGGAGGUAGAUGUGACCAGGAAGGAGGCCUGGGAUCUGGGGGUUUGCAGAGAAUCUGUGCGGAGAAAGGGACAUUUUUCACUCAGUCCUGAGAAUGGCUUCUGGACCAUUUGGCUGUGGAAAAAAGACAACUAUGAGGCUGGCACCAACCCCCAGACCACCCUCCACCUUCAGGUGCCUCCAUGCCAAGUUGGGAUCUUUGUAGACUAUGAAGCUGGCAUUGUCUCCUUCUAUAACAUCACUGACCAUGGCUCCCUCAUCUACACCUUCUCGGAGUGUGCCUUUGCUGGACCUCUACGGCCCUUCUUUAAUGUUGGUUUCAAUGAUGAUGGAGGCAAUGCAGCACCUCUAAAGCUCUGCCCACUAAAGAUGUGAUGAUCAGGAGCUGGUGCAUAUUGACAGCACCUUCUGGACACUUGUUACCUCCUCCUUGUCAUGAUCAAGGUCCAAUGACUACUGGAGGCCAUUUCUGGCUACUGUUACUCACUUCCUGUUGGUGUUCCUCAGCCAUGCUCUGCCUUUUUUGACCAUCCAGUUGGAACCAUCCCACACCUUCAUCUCUUUAGAGGAGUCAGGGCCCCAGAAUGAAGGCAUUAGAUGGAGAUAACAGAAAGUCAAUGUCAACUGACUUUCAACAUCAAUAUUCCUAACAUAGGUUCCUUAAUGAUUCCCUCCAGUGAAACAACUCCUCACAAUGGACCAAAUUCAUCUAGCUCAGUCAAAAUCACAUUUCUGCCUCCUUUGUAUGGCCUAUUUUGUUUUCUUUUCUAUAUUUCUUGGCUAUUACCUUUGGCCAGGUAGCUAUUCCUGUAUCUUCCAUGGCUUGCAGAAGGGCUUCCUAGGAAACUAUGUCUCAGUCCUUGUUGAUAAAGCCCAGAAUAUGUGUCUUUAACAUUGUAUAUCUUUUGGUUUGGGUUGGUUUUUCUGGUUGUUGUUGUUGCUGGAGGGGUUUUUUUUAAUUUGUUGUUUUGUUUGUUUGUUUGUUUUCCCUCCCCGGAAUAUCUUCCAGGGUAGUGAAAGUGGUUCAGGAAACAGCUAAAUAUAACAAUGACAGUAUACUUGAUGUCCCCAGUGACAGCCAAAGUCUAGGUGCCAUGCUAGCCUGGUGAGUCUUUGCAGUUGAAUCUCACAAGGAAGGGAAAGUUGUGCUCAGAGGCUGACAGUUGUCAGUUUAUAGGUGUGCUCUUCCCUGGUUCCAUUGCCUUGAAGAAAGUGCAAUUAGUAGCUGAGCUGGAACACAAAUAUAUCCAGAGCUUCAAAAAUGCUGUAAGCAGAUUUAAGAAGGAUGGAUAAAUGCACAAUAAAGAAAAUCCAGGAUGAUUUUUUUAAUUCAGUCAGUAAUUCCAGAGGUUUUUCUAUACACUAUGGAUGGAAACAAUUAUGACCCAGCAGCUGCUAGAAACAAGAAACUGCAGCUGCUCCCUUGUUGUUCCAACUCAAACUGAAGAAGCCUCUCAGCUCUCGCAGUGCAGCCUCACAGAGACCCAUUUCAACACAGAACUUUGAUGACUAAAGGUUAACCUGGGGUGGUGUGAAAGGAUCCUGGUGUGGGCAACUAGGAUGAAAAAUGUCCAGUUGGUGCAACAGGUCAGAAUAUUGAAGCUUACUACUGAAGACUUAACAGGAGAGAAAUGCCUACCUCAGAAAGCUGUAAGAAUCAUUGAGCUAGCUGGCUAGGAGGAUGGGCAGAGGACUAUAGACAUUCUCUAGCCUCAAGUGAAGACUUUGUGGUACCCAAUGAAGAGGCCUGGGAGUAGAACAAGAAGAGUUUCAACAGCUGGGCCAGAAGAAAACAUCUGUAUUUCUUUCAUUCCAAAACAUGUUUAACAGUGCUGUUCCUUUUUAUUAUCCAUUCUUAAGAAAGACACUUAUGGGUUUUGUUUGUAUUAAAAGAACAUUUUGCACCCCC